Molecule: messenger RNA, 655 nt
Organism: Prorocentrum cordatum
Lineage: Eukaryota; Dinophyceae; Prorocentrales; Prorocentraceae
Source: the annotation of a GenBank genome assembly
CUGGAGGAAGGCCGCCACCAUUGUGUUCCAAGUUGGCUCAAGCCGCGUCCAGCGUGAACUUUCACACUUCCUGUUUCUUCUGCAGACCCUGCUAGUUUCCGACGUCGGCGAUGUGGACGAUCCUUGCGCUGUUCGCCCUCUCGCCUGUGGCAUCUUCCCUGUCCCUCCACAAGGUGGAAGCCGAGGAGGGAGCCGGGGACAUGCUCUUCGCCCUGUCGUCCGUCUCCGAGACCCAGCAGGGCGGGGAGCGGUCCGAGGAGGAGUACACGGCCAUCAGCAGCCUCCUGUCCGAGGCGGAGGCGCUCCUGCAGGUGGAGGCGGCGACCGACAGGGAGGCGGCCGAGGAGGAGAUCGCCCUCUUGCAGGAGGUCGACGCCGACGAGAAGGUGGCCGAGGAGGAGCUGGACGCCGACAGCGACCCCGAGGCGCCCGCCGCGGAGGCCAGCCCGGAGGCGCCCGCCGCCGCCGCGGAGGCGCCCCGCGAGGCAGCCGCCGUGGACGGCUCCGAAGGUACCGCCGCCAACACCUCGGGCAACGCCUCAGAGGUGCAGGUCGACGAGAAUCAGACCCGGGCCAACCUGUCCACGUACUUCGACCCGAAGUUGAUGGCCAUCUUCCGCGAGAAGCAGGCGCACCUGAAGGAGACGAUGAAGGA